AUGCACUAUACUCGGGUGCUGUAUGCUCAUUGUAGCGCAGAAGCAAAUGACUUCGAGGCGAACUUCGGGAACGAUCAUUCUCAGCCGCGGUCGAUUCGUGGCAGAAAUGGAAUCUCGGACCAAGUAACACUCUCCGAUGGCACAAAUGGGUUCGUGGAUAUCAGAGCUCAGGCCCGCGCGAAAGACGAGGCUCGCCAACCCCGAGCUGGAGAAGUAAACGAUGAAAACCAAAUUGCCACGCGUCCCGAAGACAAGUGUCUCCCGAAUCCCUCGUGUCGAUAUGGAAGAAUAGCUGACCCCCAAUGGCCUGUCCCGAAGGACCUUUCAAACGCGCGUAUCCCAGAAGGAGGGACUUCUAACAUAGUAUUCUCGUCUGAUUCCUUGGAUGUCUACGUAUUGUCCUGUCCUAGACGCCUGGGCCCUGAAAUGAGGGUAAUCGAUGGUUGCACCACCCUUGUACUCAAUGAUCGUCAAGCCUGCAAACCGUUGAAGCUCCAUGCACGCGCAGCUUUUGCCUUGCCCUCUCUCGACAACCUGGAGUCUCACUCCACUCCAUCAGCGAUCUCGAGCAGCAGCAGCCAUUACGAUUCUCGUUACUUUGGUAAACAUCGUGGCCUCAUUACACCGACGCCUGCGCACACUAGGGACGUGCGGCAUGGUCAAGAAGCCGCGAUAUCUUCUGCGUACAAUCCUACUUCCCCUCGCUCGAUCGCAACAUUUGAUGAAGCCUCUUGGAUCGAUUUUCCAGAGCUUGCGGCCUUGGCGCGGCCUUUGCUGGGCAACCCCGAACUUGAUACGAUCAUACAACUAUUGGACGAGUCUCUGCAUAAUCAUCCUAAAACGCCAGCUGCGAGAUCAGUCCACGGAGCUCUUCCUGCCUCGCCGACCCUCGCGAGCGCACUACUCGAUACUGCUGAUGCUAUUUGGUGGAAUCAUUUCUCGACAUUGUGCAAAGGAGAGACGGACAACAGUCCCUACGAAUCAGGAAGGGACCUUGCCAUGUGCUUAUUAUUUUCCGAUUACGAUGGAGCCUCUUCCACACUCCAUCCCGAGGUGACUUCUUUCUCUACCCCAAGCCCGCCGCGUUCGGUAUACGAAUAG
Molecule: messenger RNA, 1101 nt
Organism: Pleurotus ostreatus (oyster mushroom)
Lineage: Eukaryota; Fungi; Basidiomycota; Agaricomycetes; Agaricales; Pleurotaceae
Exons: 1
Coding region: 1-1101 (366 amino acids)
Source: RefSeq, a predicted model, not a curated record